Myripristis murdjan (pinecone soldierfish) is the source of this 4051-nucleotide messenger RNA. It is a transcript of the gene ccsapb, whose product is annotated as centriole, cilia and spindle-associated protein b. The coding region runs from base 238 to 1215 and encodes 325 amino acids. Gene Ontology annotation, cellular component: centriole; spindle; ciliary basal body. The record is from RefSeq and is a predicted model, not a curated record. Gene Ontology annotation, biological process: regulation of mitotic spindle assembly. The transcript is spliced from 6 exons. Lineage: Eukaryota; Metazoa; Chordata; Actinopteri; Holocentriformes; Holocentridae. Gene Ontology annotation, molecular function: microtubule binding.
UUUAGACUCUUCCAACCGGAGCUUUCUGCGAAUUUAUGUCGCCCAGCCUCAUUCUGCUGUGGAUGUAACACUAGAUACGACUGUGAAUAAGGAUUUAGCCUAAAAUAGCUGCGAACACAGACAGUCCCAGUCCCGGGGAGGACGCCCCCUCGUACCGGAAGUGGGCGUGUCCUCCGCCCAGCAGAGGCCACCAGCCGCUCCGCCAUUGGUUCCAGCUUCGCCGAGAUUUUGGUUUAAAUGUCUGGCGGCGUCAACAAAGCGACACGGGCUCACUCCAAGAGAGACAGGAUGGUGACCAAGAGGAUCCGUUCGGAGUACAUGAAGAAGUUCAAGGACCCCAAAUGGGAGACGUACACCAGGUGUUACGAGGAGAUGCUGAAGUACCGGCUGAGCCGCAGGCUGCUGGAGCACACACACAGCCCCUGGUUCUGGAGCGGCUCCGACAGCGACUCGGACAACGGAGGCGGCGCGGCGACUCCGCCCGGCAGGAGUCACGUCCGCCCGGAGGCCCAGGGGGACAGGACGGGACAGGCUGCCGAGGGCGAGGGCGUCAGGACGGACAGACAGCAGAGGCAGCAUGAGACCCCGUCCAAAACCACGGUGAUGGUGCCAAAGAUUCCCCUGCCGGUGGAGGAAGACAAUGUGUCCUCCAGGAUUCCUGCAGAGCAUGGUGCCGAGGAUGAAGGUGAAGGAGAGACCAGAGCUCCAGAGGAGGAGAGAGAGGAGGAUGAGCAGGGGGAGGAAGAGGAGCAGAGGGCCAGCAGAAAAGGAAGUAAACACUUAAUCUCUCAAAAGGAGCAAGAACAAGAGAGGGACCGUGGAGCCGGCCACCGACAGCAGACCAAAACCUCCAAAGGCUCCAGACCCAGCUGGCGUGCCUCGCGGGUCAGGCCCGCACCGCUACAGGUGCCCAGAGAGGACAAUAAGGAGAGCCGACAUCCUUUUGCCCUGUACGGCUGUGGGGAGAGGGAUGCAGAUAUGGCGGCCAGGAAGACGCACAAUGUUGGACCUGCAGCUUCCACCACAGAGAUCCACGAGUCGGCUCUGCGGGCCAAGACCAGGCGGGAGGUGGAGCGCCAGAUCCAGACCCAGAGAGCCGAGCGCCGGAGAGCCAAAUCUGCCGAUGUGGACAAGAGCAGAACAAAGCUGACUCAACCGGAGUUCAACCCCUGGCUCACCGAGUACAUGCGCUGCUUCUCCGCUCGCUCCCGAUAGGACACACACUCACACACACACACACACACAUACACAAGUAAACGCAAACACACCCCCGUCCAGAGGAAGAAAAGAAAAGGAAAGGAUGCUGCUGGACCAGAAAAAAUGACCAAAUGGAGCCGAUAUUGCCUCCAGAGUUGAAAUAUCUACGAAUGUAAACGUUUUGCAAAGACCUCUUUUAACACACACCGGCUUCGUUGUUGCUACACUUUAACUCCAUUCCUCCAGAAAGGAUCGACCAAUCAAAUCAAUACAGGGAGACAGACAGAUAAGUUAGAAUAAUGAGCGACUCAUACAAAAGCAAAAAGUGACUAACGUUCAAACCCUGACAUUCACGGUGUGGCUUAUUUAUCCAGGAAUCUGCAGGCACAUUUUCUGGGUGUCAUAAAAAUAGAAAGCCAUUUUGCUAAUGCACAACACAAAAAACAUUGAACUGCAAAAGACCUUUAUGAGAAAAUGUUCUACUCGGGCUUUUAAUACAUUCAUACAAACCCUCUCAGAAUCUUCUACACACGUUACAGCCAUACUUUGAUGCAGAUAAUAAAGGUACUUGUCCCUUUAAAUACGCUGACGUAGGGCGCAUAGAUAUACGUCUACAAAUUUGUACAGAGCGGGAGACGAUUUGAGGGAGGAUGACGGCAGAUGGCACUGUCACUUAUUAGAUGCAUCCUUUUGGUAAAUACAGGAAAACAAGAAGUUGUUCAACGGUUGAAUCAGUUACUAUACACACACACACACGCAGGCUUUUUGUGUAUUUAUGCUCAGAACAAAGCAUUGAUUAUUUGAUUGAUAUGAAGUAUAAGUAUAUUUAAAAGUUUUACAUCUGUGAUUUUUAGAUUGUUUACUGCAGCGCUCUGGUUUCUGUAAAUUUAAUGCUUUGUGUCUUGAAAUAAGGCUUGGAUCACUCUCCACUGAGUGUCCCGUGGCUGUAAUCAUGUGGUUUAAUCUCUGCGCCGCCACACUGCACUCAUGUAAAAUAACCACAAUAACACGGCGACUUCAUCUUUCAUAACGCCACUGAAACCACAAAAUGAACUUAAUGUGUUUUUAUAACAAGUAUUUGGGCUUUUUACAUGAAGUGAUGUGACAGCAAUCGAUGAGCUUGGUGCUAACAGUUUAUGAAAAUGCAUGAUGUGUGAAUUUUUCAAAGCCAUGUGAUGAGCAGAGUGUUGACGCUGCAGUGUUGUUGUUUUUUUUUUUUUUAAAGCGGUUGUGGGAUCCCAGCAAGAUUUUUCAAUCAUCGCUUGGAACGUUUUACAAUACAGAUUUUGUAAUGUGUAAUUUAACUGAUUUCCCCUUUCAAACAUAACAAGGGCCGCUGACGAGACUGAUUGCCUUCAUCAGUCAGCUGUAGAACCAAAAGUGGAUGGAAGUAAAGCCAAAACCCUGAUUGCCUCCGGUCGCCACUACUAUUUAAAAAAAAAAAAAAAAAACUAGAGCAGACGUGGUUAAAUAUAGCUGUUUUUUUCUGCUUUCUGUUUUAAUCUGCACAUAGAGCCAAAUCUCUUUGUAAAUACACACUCUUGUAAAUCACAAUCAAAUCAGCACUUUGCUAAUUAGAGCAAUCACUUCGCUGAAAUCCUAUUUGUACAGAGCAUUUUGUGAACUGUUUGGAUUUUCUGCUUUAGUUGUUUUGAGAUGCUGAUUUUUAUUGGAAUUUGGCAUUGGACAUAUUUCUGUGAAUGUAUUUUCCCGCAUCAGAUAAUGCUAGCUGUACUUACACACAAAAAUAAUAAUGAGAGGUCUCAGUUUGCAUUCCUUUACUUCUGGCCCUGUGUGCUUCACUCUGGGAGAACCUGCAUUUUUUUUUUUUUUUUUUUUUUUUUUUUUUUUUGUUCUGCUUUGCUUUGCUGUUGCAACUCUGAGUUCAGUAUUAUUUCAUCUCCUUCACUUUGUAAUAAUUACAUUUUCAGUACUACAGUACAGAACAGUAGUGUUAUUAUUUGGUUUACUGAUUAUUCUGCAAUCUAAUAAUGAGAAAUCCAGGUCUAGCUUCAGCAAAUAGUCUUUACCAGAGGCAUUUGUGAAAUUUUGUGCAAUAUUGUGAUGCUCUAAAAUAGUCGCUUCAGGGUCGUAUAUUUAUACACAUUACGGGCAUUUCUUGGACAAUCUCAGAAAACAGUCGCCAAACAGGGUAGAUGGCUAAUUAGAUUCACUGAUUCUUUAUUCUCAUAUGUUUUGUUUUACCGGCUGUUAACACUGCAGAGAAAUGUUGCUUUUGCUGAAGAGACAUUUUACUGUGUUUCAAUAAAUUCACGCAGCUGUGUUUACUGCCAUGUCAUCAGAAAUGGUUUUUCAAGGUUUACCUGUCAGUUUGUAGAUGCUGAGUUUGGUUAGUGAACUCGUCAUGCAGCCCGUCACUUGUACGUUGCACAGACUAGGAGAGUGUUUUCCCACAUUGUCAGGAUUUGAACGGGUGUAAAGGAGAUGUCGAUGUGGCUGCUGACUGUGGCUAAAGUGCUUUGCCCACAGGCAAAUCUCUGGAGGCUGGUUUUAGAGAUGAGUAGGGACCAAAAAAAAAAAAAGAGAGAGAGAGUGAGAGAGAGAGAGCUCCUGUCGCACACCCACAGCUGGGACUCGAGUUGAGUUGUGGAGUUACUUCUGAUGAUUCCCACAUCAUGAACCUGGGCUGCAGGUCGACUCAAAUUCACUCCCGUUGGGUUCCAGAGAGGAAAAGUUCAAGAGCCUCUGACCUAAAGGAAAACUACUAACCACUGAUGACUGGUGAAAAUUUGUACAUUCUGAUGUUUAUAUUUUUAGGCUUUUAACAUUUAAGAUGACAGCUGUUGCGCUUGAUUGACACGGUGCAAAAUAUUUAAUAAAUUAAUCUCUUUUA